AUGGUGCCCCCGGUGUUCGACUCGGAGGGCGCUCGGUGCCUCGCGGUCGCCGUCCUCGCCGCCGCCUUCCUCAUCUCCUUCGCGGGCAACGGCCUCAUUGGCCUCGCGGUCGCGAGCGAGCGCCGCCUCCACCGCCCCAUGUUCAUCUUCGUGGCGGCGAUCGCCGCCUCCGACGUCGUCUCGUCGGCCGCCAGCCUGCCGCGCGUCAUCGCCAACGCGCUGGGCCUCAACCGUAUCGCGUUCGGCGAGGCGAUGUCGCAGAUGUUCUUCGUCCACUUCGCCACGCGCGUCCAGAGCUUCGUGCUCAGCGCCAUGUCCCUGGACCGCUGCCUGGCCGUCGUGCGCCCGCUCAGGUACCGCGCCAUCGCGUCCAACGCUCGCGCCCUCGCCGCCGUCGCCGCCGCGACGCUCCUGGCCCUCGCCUUCGGCUGCUCGCGGGUCGCCGUCGUGCUGCCCGCCGGCUUCAUCUGCCUCAUGUACGCGCUCAUCCUCAACGAGUGCUGCAAGCGAGACGGCUACCGGAAGGCACUGCGAACGUGCGGCAGCCACCUGCUGGUGGUCUCGGUCUACUACACAUCGAUCCUCUUCUCGUUCGUCAAGGGAUUCAUCGGCGUCGAGUCGCUGCCCGUCGGCAUCAAGAUGUUCUUCCAGUUGGCGCAUUUCAUCCUACCGCCGGCGCUCAACCCGAUCAUCUACGGCCUCUGCACGGCCAAGAUCCGUCGGGCGAUCGCCGGGAUGUUCCGCAGCAAGGUGCAUCCUGGGAAUGGCGUCGUAGGACGGCGGGACAGUUGA
Lethenteron reissneri (Far Eastern brook lamprey) is the source of this 792-nucleotide messenger RNA. Its product is annotated as olfactory receptor 52Z1P-like. Gene Ontology annotation, biological process: G protein-coupled receptor signaling pathway; detection of chemical stimulus involved in sensory perception of smell. NCBI's taxonomy places the organism in Eukaryota, Metazoa, Chordata, Hyperoartia, Petromyzontiformes, Petromyzontidae. Gene Ontology annotation, cellular component: membrane. Gene Ontology annotation, molecular function: G protein-coupled receptor activity; olfactory receptor activity; odorant binding. The record is from RefSeq and is a predicted model, not a curated record.